AUGAAGUCCAUUACAGUUAUAAUUGUUUUGGUUGCCAUAGUUUUUGUUGUGGCAGAUUCCGCCAAUGAAUCACUUAGUCCAGAAAAACGUAGUUUUAGUGAAGAAUUCAGUUCUUCUGAGAUAGGACCAAGUGUUAGUUCUCCUUCUGGAUUGAACUCUGGUCAUAGUCUUGCUACUACUUAUGAAUCAUUGUAUGAACGAAAUAAUGGUGGUAAUUCAUUAGCUGUUCCAUCUACAGUAGGAGUAGCUGAUGAUACUUCCAUCAUUGGAGUUGUUUCUAUUCCUACCACUUAUUCAGUAUCUACUCCUACUUCAUAUGCUAUAACUGCACCAGUCCCAUUACCCACUACGGGUCCGUUAAUUCAGAUAUCUAAAGAAGUGUUUGUCAUUAAUCGUCAUGCCCAGCCAGUAUCUUCCCCGUACCCAGUUCCAAUACAAAGAAAUGUUGCCAUACCUAUUCCAUCGCCAGUUCCUUUCCCUAUUGAUCACCCUUAUGCUGUCCGAGUGGCCGCUCCAUAUCAUGUUCCAGUAGAAAAACCAGUUCCUUAUAAUGUUAACAAACCAAUUCCCCAACCAAUUGCUGUUCCUGAUCCUGUGCCAAUUAUUCAAAAUGUUCUUUUUCCAGUAUUUAGGCCAUUCCCUAUACCCGUAGUCAGUCGUAUUCUAGUGCCUGUUGUUACACCAAUCAUCAAUCAAGCUUCACAACCAACUAUAACUUCAGCAUCAGUUUAUAAUUCAUCAUAUCCCGCUUCAUCUGCUAUUCCUAGUGGAUAUGGUCCUUACACUUUUUACAGUGGAUAUGGAUUAGACACCUCCAGUUAUUCUUCUUCUUCCUAUAGCUCGUACAAUCCAUCAAUAUCAUCUUUACCUCACGGAUCAAAUUAUAGUCCAUCUUUGUCAUCGUAUGGAUCAUUAUACAGUCAACCAUUAUCUCCUGAUUCUUCUUUAUAUAGUUCCUCAACUUCUUAUGACAGUUCAAAAUAUGGUAGCUGUAAGUGGACUCCAAUUUACAAACACAAUACGGAUGAUAAAUACACUUGUUUCCUAGAUAGAAAUAGUUGCAGUAAAGAUUUCCUUCAAAGAAUUUUAAACAUGAAAUUAUUAAUAAUAACAUUGCUUUUGUGUUUGUGUUUGACUGAUUGUUUGUGCAAUAACACCAAUUUAAAAAAUGAAGAAAAUUCUAGAAAUUUAAAAACGGCUAAACAAAGUACUGACCAUUAUUAUUCAGAGGCAUCGAGUGUGUCUGGCGUUGGAACAUUUGGUGUUCCAACGAUACCAUUUGGUUCACGAGAUGUAAGAUUUGACCGGCCCACUUUUUAUCCAACAUCAUAUGAGAGUCCAGUGACAUAUCCAGUUAAUUACAAUAGACUUGAACCGUACCCGACACCUUUCGAUCGCCCUCUUUCUUAUCCGAUUACGGUUGACCGAUUGAUACCGUACCCAAUACACGUGGAAAAACCUUUGCCUUACCCGGUCCAGGUCGAUCGUCCGGUACCCUAUCCCAUCCACGUAGAAAAGCCAAUGCCAUAUCCGGUGCACGUGGACCGACCAUACCCAGUGACAAUCGACAAGCCCGUACCGUAUCCCGUUCACGUUCCCUAUAAAGUGUCAGUGCCUGUCGAUAGGCCAUAUCCCGUGCACGUACCGAUUCCUAAACCAUAUCCGGUUGACAGACCAGUUCCUUUCGCGGUGCAAGUGCCUGUCCAAGUACCUGUAGUACAACAGGUCCCCUAUGAAGUGUCCAAGCCUUAUCCUGUUGUAGUCACCAAGCCAGUGAUGGUACCACAACCAGUACUCUGGGAAAAACCAUCUCUAUACCCAGUGUAUAUUGAUAGGACUGAUCCACAGACAGCAGCAUGGGGAAAUUCACCUAACUACAUAGGAGUACCAGUGUUUAGCAAUCGUGACUACCCGUACGGUUCAACAUCUGGCUAUAAUAUAGGAGUAAACCACGCGUUAACUGGACUCGGAGCGAAUAAAAAUCUGAGCGGAGGAAGUCAACUGAGUAUAAACAACGUGGCCAGUACCUUAAUGGGUAAUGCGUAUAACACGAUGCAAGGACUGAUAAGUCCUGGUGGCAGUUUUUCGGGAUAUGCUUCAGGACACAAUAGUUAUUUGGGGCCAAAGACUUCGGGAUUCACGGCCAAUAUCAAUAAGUAAUUCGACAAUACUAUUGUUAUUUAAGUAUUCGAAGAAAACAUCUUUAUAACCAUAGAGACGAAUUAAACGCAUCUCCUCGAUUUUGUACUGUACAUAAGUAUGACAUGUAAUGAGUGUCCCGUGAUUAUUAAACGAAAUUUAGAAUUAAAUAUUUUAAAUUAAUAUUAUAAAAGUCGAUUAUUUUUCGUAUGAUUAGUGUGACAAGCAUAUAAA
Daktulosphaira vitifoliae (grape phylloxera) is the source of this 2373-nucleotide messenger RNA. RefSeq lists its product as uncharacterized. The transcript has 4 exons. The record is from RefSeq and is a predicted model, not a curated record. NCBI's taxonomy places the organism in Eukaryota, Metazoa, Arthropoda, Insecta, Hemiptera, Phylloxeridae. The coding region runs from base 1 to 2160 and encodes 719 amino acids.